AUGCUUGCCAUAAGUGGUACAGAAGCAGGGAUCACCGACCUCAACUGCACCGAUGCCGUCGCAGGUGUCUAUAAGUUUGCUGAAUCGGCAGUGAACUGCAGGAACAAAAUAUCGGAUGCUAAUUGCCAACUCAUUUACGGAAAUGGUGUGACAGUGGGUACGGAUCAUCCAAAUCGGGACGAUAAAUGCGCAGGAAAUCCUCCAGGUGGUGUUACUGUCAAAUCCUACUUGGUGCAGAUUCCCAGAAUUAUGGAUUCUAUUUCAGGACCUCGAUAUCCAUGCUCAUCAGUGACGCAGGAUAUGUGCGAAAGCAAAGCAUGGAGGAGUAUUCUUGAGGAGGAUUGCCCAAAAACCUGUGGUCUCUGCGAUUCUGGUACUUGCGUCGAUGAAGCACCUGGUUGCAGUUUGGAUAAUGCUGUCAUUUGCCAAAGUGUAAAUUUGCAAUCUUUCGUAAGGAAAUACUGCAAGAAGACUUGCGGAUAUUGUGACACUGCAUCUACAGCUGUACCAAGUGGCGAAUGUGGAUCGAACCCGAAUGAAGAUAUGCUUCCGAUUAUACUAUUCUCAACCCUUUUCGUGAUCGAAACAGAGGCAGCAAUCACUGAUCUCAACUGCACGCAUCGUGUUGGAGCUGAUAUCAAGUACGCUGAAUCGGCAGUGAACUGCAGGAACAAAAUGUCUGACGCCAACUGCCAACUCAUCUACGGGAAUGCAGUGAAAGCGAAUACAAACGAUGCAGAUCGGAAUGAAAAGUGCGCAGGAAAUCCCGUGAAUCCUCAACUGCUCCACACCGCAAUCAGCAUUUGUCCCAAACAAUGUGGAUACUGCUGCCUCACACCAGCCUUCAAUUGUCAGAAUAAACUGCGACCACGAUACCCGUGCUCAUCAGUGACGCAAGAUAUGUGCGAAAGUAACGCUUGGAGAGAUAUUCUCGCGGAGGAUUGCCCAAAAACGUGUGGUCUCUGCGACUCUGGUCUGUCUUUCCUUUGUGCUCGUCAUUAA
Molecule: messenger RNA, 1002 nt
Organism: Haemonchus placei
Lineage: Eukaryota; Metazoa; Nematoda; Chromadorea; Rhabditida; Trichostrongylidae
Source: the annotation of a GenBank genome assembly